This is a messenger RNA of Cimex lectularius (bed bug), 1565 nucleotides long. It is a transcript of the gene Kal1, whose product is annotated as anosmin-1. Lineage: Eukaryota; Metazoa; Arthropoda; Insecta; Hemiptera; Cimicidae. The record is from RefSeq and is a predicted model, not a curated record. Gene Ontology annotation, biological process: neuron differentiation. The coding region runs from base 36 to 1376 and encodes 446 amino acids. Gene Ontology annotation, molecular function: protein binding. The transcript has 7 exons. Gene Ontology annotation, cellular component: cell surface.
GCGACGGCCGUUUUACUCUUCAGUCAAGAAGAAAGAUGCAGCCGUCCUGGGCUGAGGUGUUCGCCCUCUUCGCAGUCCUGGCGUCUCUCGCCUUCCAUUCCCACGGGUCCAAUCAUCACAGAGAGCUGAGGGAAUACUGGUGCAAGAUGAACUGCAAGAAGUCAAACGCUAGCGAAGCAUGUGUAUACAGUUGUAUGGAGCAAAGCAGCCAAUUUACUUGUAAUAAAACAUUAAAUUCUAAGCAUGAUGUGUGCUCGAAGACGAGCUGUACUGACUGGUCCUGUGAGGAGGGCACAAUCUGCUGCGAGGACAAAUGUGGUAUGAGCUGCCUGAAGCCAGACCCAGACCUUUCCCCAGAAAUACCAGAGAUCCCUACGAAUGUGACUGUAAUCGAGAGCGAUAAGGGUCUUAGUGUGGCUAUACACUGGGUAAGUUUCAGCAACAACGACACGUAUUUCUAUGUUCAGAAACGGCACUACACCGGUUGCAAGUACAUCAGCUACUUCAUGCGGGAAUGGGAGCCUCUCAAGAACAAAGGCAUGAAGAAUGGGAUUGUCGGAAGGAUGACCACAUUCCCCAUCAAACUGGGCACCUGGUACCAAUUCCGUGUAGCUGCUGUUAACAGGCAUGGCGCCUUUGGUUUUUCAAAACCGUCUAAACCGUUUAGAUCCUCCCUUGAUCCACAUGAGCCAGAAGAGCCGAGUGACCUGACUUUCCAGGCGAUAAAGAUGGCUGCAAAGACGGGCAAAAUUUGGGGCAUACUUACUUGGAAAGCACCGAAUUCGAUGAUGCCCAUUCAAAAGUAUACAAUUUUUGUGAGCGAGAGGAUCGCCGGGAACCACACUCGCCCGGAAAAGGGCUCCACCUUCACGAAAGAGAUGAAAGUCAGGAGCGAGAGAACCAAUGUUAAGAUAAAAAAUCUCGAUCCCAAAUUGUCAUAUUUACUUCAAGUCAUGGCACAUGCCAAAUGUGGGAAAAAGGAGUUAAACAGCGGAAAAGGGAAGUUGUUUGUGAAGAAUAUUGGAGAAUUAUUGAAAAAUGUUAGCUCGACAAAUUUGCUUUCGUAUAAAAACACUCUGGUUCUAAGAGUUGGAAAGGUUAAACAGAAUAAAAAUGCAAAGGCGAAUGUCAAAAUAUCUUGGAAAGCUCGAGAUAACUCAAAAUAUGCAGUGUCGUGGAAGAAAGAUCGAUAUGACAGUCGUACAAUUCAGAUAGUCCAGAGCACAAAUUAUAUUGAACUAAAAGACUUGGAUCUAAAGCAGAAGUACGAUGUUACGGUGACUGAAAGUACUGAAGGAAGGAAGGCAAAAAGGGUCGGAAAGGUGUCACUGUUCACGAACCCAGCUUGCAACAAACUUAGAGGCCAUCUGUGUUAAAAGAUUUUCUAAAUAGUGAUCAAACAUGUUUAUUUGGAUCAUCUACAGACAAUUUUUUUUUACUUUAUUUUUUCAAGUUUUAUAUGAGUGAUAUUUAAGAAGAAAAAAUAGCAUAGUGAAUUUUUGUAUCUAUAUUAUUCAAUGUAGUCUUAUGGUUUGUGUUAGUAAAUUGUAAGAUGGUAAAAUUGG